Messenger RNA from Pseudomyrmex gracilis, 6763 nucleotides. RefSeq names its product protein bric-a-brac 2 (gene bab1). The record is from RefSeq and is a predicted model, not a curated record. The coding region runs from base 522 to 1982 and encodes 486 amino acids. Gene Ontology annotation, biological process: regulation of transcription by RNA polymerase II. NCBI's taxonomy places the organism in Eukaryota, Metazoa, Arthropoda, Insecta, Hymenoptera, Formicidae. The transcript has 6 exons. Gene Ontology annotation, molecular function: DNA binding; protein binding. Gene Ontology annotation, cellular component: nucleus.
GUCUCUAUGCGAAACAUCUCGCCGCACGUUCCUCUGUGUUUUACGGUGAUUUUAGCGCAGUUUCUUCUCACCAAAUUGUACGGCGCCGCUUUUCACGACUUGCUGAUUCGAGCCAAUUAUCCCAAUUCUGAAACAUCCUUGCACAUUUUUGCAUCCCUUGCUUCUUUUUCAUUCAUCGUUUUGGACGGAGGAGGACCGGGGCAAAGCGGGGACGCGCAGAUGGACUUCGACGAGAGCAAUGCACCUCGCAUGGAAAAAGCGCAGCCUCUACUGCGAACGAUAUCGACAGCGUACGAAGACAUGUAACGUACAGAUGCGGCCUUGUAGCUGAUCCGAUCAGGACAAACGUUGUCGAUAACAAAAAAACCCGCACCACGAGGAGAGCAUAUAGACGAAGAGAAGAGAGAAGGCAAGGUUUUUGGAGACGAGAAAACGUAGCAGAAAACGCGUGGCGCAACAAAACAGAACAAGACACUCGUUGAGAAAUAAAAGACAAGUAGAAGCCGAAUCAUCGACCAAUCAUGACGCAGCAAAGUGGCGCUGGGUCACCCCAGCAGUUCUGUCUGCGCUGGAACAAUUAUCAGACCAACCUGACCAAUGUCUUCGAUCAGCUUCUGCAGAACGAAAACUUUGUGGAUGUGACUCUGGCCUGCGAUGGACACAGCGUCAAGGCUCACAAAAUGGUUUUGUCGGCCUGCAGCCCGUACUUCCAGGCGCUCUUUUGCGAAAAUCCCUGUCAGCACCCGAUUGUCAUCAUGAAGGACAUCAAGUGGCCAGAGCUCAAGGCCGCUGUUGAGUUCAUGUACAAGGGCGAGAUCAACGUCUCCCAGGAGCAAAUCGGGCCGCUGCUCAAGGUCGCCGAGAGUCUCAAGAUCCGUGGUCUGGCAGACGUUAACAGUGAACACGAGUUGACGUCUAGGCCAAAUCUCGAGGAGGCUGCAACCAGGAAGAAGCGCCGCCGGAUGUCCGGCGAGCGAUCGCCGUCCAGUUCUCAUAGUCCAGAACGUGUCGGUUCCGGUAGCAUCGGUCCCGACGAUCAGGAUGUGCUUGGUGGCAACGUUGUCGUACCCGAGAUCCACAAUAUGAUGCCGCCGACAUCCAGCUCGACACCGAGGUCCCUAGGCUCACCCAGCACGCCCACCAUCUCCGUCACACCACAGAUCAACCUGCAGGAGCUUCCGGUCUCGCUGCCCCUACCGCCACCCCCGCCGCCACCGCCGCAGGGACAGCAGAGCUCGCACUCCCUGCCGACCCACCACGUGCCCGGCCACGUGACUUCCGGUCCGCACGCGCCUGUCAACCACCUAGGUGGCCAUGGCCAGCAACUCAGCGUGCAGCAGCAACAACAGCAGCAGCAGCAACAACAACAGCAACAACAGCAACAGCAUCAUCAGCAAGGCGUCGGUAGUCAGUCUGGUGCCGGUGAAGACCUUGAGAUCAAACCCGGUAUCGCGGAGAUGAUUCGGGAGGAGGAAAGGGCCAAGUUGUUGGAGUCGUCCCACGCUUGGCUCGGCGCCUCCACCUCCAGUAUAGCAGCUGACUAUACGAGCCUGCUGAAGCUGAAGGCGCCCACGUGGACGCGGAACGAUCUUCACGAGGCGAUGGAGGCCGUGGUGACCCAGAAGAUGCGCUUUACCCAGGCGUCGACUAAGUACGGCAUCCCCAAGGGCACCUUGUACGACAACAUCCUCGGCAAAUGCAAGAGAAUGAUGAUCCUCGAGAAAGCGAACCUCGACCCGAACGAGGAAACCGCGGUGCUCGAAUUCUGUUGCGAUAUAAGCGUUAGUCCGUACAAUCGGCGCACGAAAAAAUCGUUAAACGCGAUAUUAGACUUUGUCGAGCGGAUCAAGCGGAAGCGGGAUCCGAAAUUCCAGUUCGCCGGCCUGGAAGGCUUCCGUUGGUGGUGGGCCUUUUGUAAGAAACACUCGAUAGUCUCGCUCUACUUUAACGACGAGAACGAGAACGGCGCCGACUCCUCUUAAUGUCGGUCCCGCCGAAGAUCGAGAUCGAUCGCGGAGAGAGACGCGUGGGUUCUUUUCACAGCGUACUAAAAACUAGAGAAAAAUGUUCGUAAACACGCGACGCGAUUUCAUGCGUGAAUUCAUUAACCGCGUAAUUAAACGCGCACGAUGAUUAUGUAAUAUUUAUAAAAUUGCUCGUAUAAGUUGGCGGAUAGAAUUUUGCUUCAACUUCGUCCAGUUCGAUAGAAUAAUAAAUAUUAGCCUUUUUCGACUGAUGUAAUUUUUAAAUAAUCGCGGACAUAAUCCGAGCCGAGAUUUCGCCACGAUUUCGUCUCUCUCCCGAUUCUCUCGCGAAAAUUGCCAGCCGGCGACGGCGAUUCUUUUUUGCCUCGCGCGGACGAUAGGAAAAAUGUGCGGAAAAUUUUAUGUCCCGGCGACAACGAGUUCGUUCGGACGACAUUAAGGCAAAGGGAAUAUAAUAAGCCGGAUUUCGAGCGACGUGCCGUCGCGGCAAUGUGACUCGUUACUCUGCAACUUUUCUUUAUUUACUUUCCCGAAUGCGAUCUGCUGCUACUCGCAUCCUCGGAACCGCCAAUGAUCGACGCGCGUGUUUCGGAAUAAAAAUCACCGCUCGAUAACACUGGUUUGAUUAUAUACAUAUAUAUGUAUAUAUAUAUCUCAAAAUAACACGACGAACGCAAUUUCUUUAAAAAUUGUACGGUUCGUCUUUCCGUUACGUUUGUUACGCACUCGAGCGAUUUUUUAUUCUGUGUCUUCCAAAACCGGAAGUGCGUCAAGUUGGUCGACAUAAUGUUAUAACAAUUAACUUGUCUGUUUUUUUUUUUUUUAUAAAAAAAAAUUAUUGAAAUACGUUUGCGAGCGAAUUUCUGCGAUUCGUUAAGACUUAGAGAAGACACUCGGUGUUCAAAUUAUUAGUUUGUAGUUUAGAAGUAGAAAAAAAAUGUUUCAUAAGACUUUUUUGUUUUUAAGCACAACGUCAAACUAACGUCACCCGUUCUCGUUUCGAGAUGUGUAUUGCUACUGCAAGCGACACUGUUUUUUUUUUUCUUUUUGUUUUCUUCUUUUUUUCUUUUUUUUUUUUUUGUGCUCUCUUGCAUUAAUUCUUUUGGGACAUAUAUACAAGCGGAGAGCAGACAAACGACGCGCAAAUCCUGUAGACUUCAACAACGGAAAAAUCGCUGCACAAGCAGGGUCGCCGCGGGAAGAAUUUGCCUGCUAAUUGAAAAUCGAACGCCACGUUGCGUCGUGUGCGCGCGCGAGCAAUCGCGCGAAAUAAUAACGCGGUAAAAUCGGGGAACAUUAAUGGGCAAAAAAUGUCUACGUUCGAUUAAAUUUAAUAUCCAUCAGAAUCGAUUGCAUCAACGGCGAUUAGCGCAGUUAUUCCCCCGUGACAAUAUUUAUCUUUUUUCCUUAGUAUCCGACGCUUCUGAAAAGUAAUAGAAUUUCCACGAUACGCUGUGUGUAUAUAAUAAGAGAACUAAUCCACUUAUUUGUUAAUAACUCGAUUCGCUGGAGGAAAGAGUAGAAAAUACGCGCGCUCGGAAAAAAAAAAAAAAAGGAAGCCAAAAACUGUGAUGCAUGAAAUGCAAAGUAUUCAUUAUUGAAACCUUUUGCAACAAAACGGUUUAUUACACAAUUAACGUGACACAGAAAUGUUGCGUUACACGUUACGUGAUCUUUUGUUUUUGUUCUUGAAAUCAAAAAAGAAAAUGCGAAAAAGAAACUAGUUUCGCACAUAAAACAAAAGUAGCGCCGCGAGAUGUCUUCGAACGUGUCGCUGAUUUUGUGAAUCGCACACAAAAAACUAUUAUAUUUCACUCGUAUAAAUAAUCUAGUAUAGUAAAAUAAAUUUAGUGCCUUUUAAAUCUCCGUCUUCCACGCCGCGUCAAUCAACGAGAGACCGGUAUUGUGCGAGAGAUAUACACUUGCCUUUUUGGCACACAAAUGUUAUGUAUAUGUAUAUUGUAUAUUUGACAAUCACUACGUGUAUCCUCGAAACGACGGGACCAAAUUGUUGCUCACGAUCGCAAUUAGAUAUUUUUCUACGAAUUUUAUCAUUAGCGAAAAUAAUAAAUUUAAGUUAUUAGGUUGCCGUAUCACCGGCGCCGACUAAACGUUGGCACGUUUAGUUUGUUGUCGACAUUAAUCAUAAGAUAAUUAUGUUUCUAACAUUAGGAUUAUUACGAAGAUAGACGACGAAAGAAAACAAGCGCUUUUUUGCGCGAAAACACGCGCAUUUUUGUUAACAUUCCAAAUCUGAUUACACGGAAUAAUCGCAUUUAUGAAACGAAAACUCACGAACAUAUUCUUUUCUUGUUAAAAAGUGUUAAAGCUAAAGUGAAGAAAGAUCUGAACGAUGAUUUAUGAAACGCGCGAGAAUCAAACCGAGUGAAGGAAGUAUGUCAGACAUUAUUAACGAAAAAAAAUAGUUGAUUUAUGUAAGUGACGCGAUAAUUUUUUUUUUUUUUUUUUAACGAAAUCGAAACGCGCGUGUAAUUUGUGUACGUAUAGCGAAGUAUUGCUUGCAAAUCUUAAGCGAUCGUUGUAGCUUUACAUGACGCUUCUCUUAUUUUAUUAACGGAAUAGCACGAGCGCGCGAAAUAAAUGCGCGAAUAAAUAUUCCGAGAUAAAAACGUAAAUGGAAGUGGAGCAAAGCAUAUAAAAAGCUACAUCUAAAUAUAAUAUCGGCUCGAUUCGCCGCACGCAACUUAAAGUGUAAAAUCUUGAUAACGACAGAUUAUCUCCCAUUCGGCCUCUGGUUCAUAUAUUUAUUCAUAAAAAUAACAUAUAGCGACUUGGCGUGUUAUUUUUUUUUCUUUUUACACACCCUACGCGUACUUCGCUCUCCGCAAUGAAACUUAAAUUACCCCAACUGCGAAAUAUACAUCUUGAUGCGGCGAUAUGUCAUCGUGCGCGUUGCGUCAGAGUUAAAGCGGGCUCCGCCGCGCUCGUGCGGCUCUCUCUCUCUCUCUCGAAAUACUUUUUUUUUUUAUGCUAAAACCAGGCAUACUUUCCUCACACGCGUUUAGCUCUCGCCUCGUCCGUGUGAAAAAUUCCAUUCCAUAAAACGAAUAAUGGUAAUACUUGAAAGUGACGGCGACGAAUGAUAUUAGAUUACUCCCGCCGCCGAAGCGUGUCGCGCGCGCGCGCGUUAUAUUUCUAUUGGUGUGUAUUCGCAUCCUGCGCGCGCGGUAACGGAGGGAGGAUUUAAAAAAAAGAAAAUAAAAAAAAAAAAAUAAACGACUCAAUUACGCGCGAAGCACAGAGCGGACGUUAAUAGGGUACACUUUAGACGGCCGACUUUUUGCGGCAAUUAUCGAUUGCGACGUGUGCUGUGUUCGUCGAAUAUCACCCGGCAAUGAGCAACUAACAUCCAGCAAUUAUCGAUCAACGUGCGGCAAUUAAUAUCGCGGAUUCGUCGAUCCCCGAGACCUUUUCUCGCGAAAGAACGCGAGUAUGCCGAUUUUCUCGACGAGAAUAAUUGCAGUCGAGAUGCGAAUCGAAUAGAAGAAAAAUUUCGUCGAAAUCAUUAAAACUCAUGUUCCUACGUCAUAUAUAAUCGUCAUUAUUCGUUAUAAAAAGAGUGAUAUAUUAAUGAAUUAUUGUUAAUUAAAAAAAUCAUUCCGAUACACGUUUCGAUCGGUUUUUUUUUUCCGAUUGUGUUAAGUGCAAGCUCUCUCCGCGAGUGGAAAAACGACACCUUACCUCUUCUCGACGAACGCGUUGGUGUUCUUUUCGCGUCACAUUAUCGCCGAUUGUCGCCCUCCGAGGACUUGCAGCUACGUGUAUUUACGAGCGGGACGUUAAUUGAAUCCCAGCGAGAACGAUGUAAUAUUAUAUUGGUGUUAUCGCGCGCGUCCAACGCUAAAGGUGCGCGACACGCCGAGUGCAACAUAAGCGAGGCGCGUUUAAAACCGAGAAAGAAAAAGAAGGCAAAAGGAAUUACAAGAGAAAAUUAAGUGCGAAUGAGCGGUAUUAAAAUAGGCGCAUGCGAUAUUCUCUGAUAGAAUAUCGAGAGGACAAUACUCGCGACGGCCGUAAAACGGCCGCGUUUAUAUUACGAUGGUGCUACCGCGUAAAGUUUCCUCGCGAGCUGUAAAAUGUAAAUUCUGCGAAAUUUUGCGAACAAUUUCUCAGAGGUAGCAAGAGCGAAUUUCUCAUUGUGCCGCAUAUAUUGAGAAGAACUAGAUUUUUUUAAUAAAUAAUCGUUCGGGACACAUGUAUGUCGAAAGUAGAAGAAGUUCUUUAACUGUAAAUGCGCUUUCAAAGUUUUCUCGAAAAAGCGAGAAUCCACAAAAAAAAAAUGUACUUAGUAGUUUUUCUUUACAAGAAAAUCUUUACGCGCGAAAUAAGCGACAUUAAUAAUUGCGAAUGCACUGAGGUUUUCAAGUUUAAGAUUUUCGCAUUCUCGCGGUAUAUUUCAGCAACGUUUUUGUUAUGAUUCGAUUGCGCGAGAAAACAUCGUCGAAUGUGACAAACAAACACGUGCGCGAUUUUAAAGUGUUAAACGCGCCGCGAGAAUGCGAGUCUAAGAAUAGACGGAAUAGCCGCGCGCACGUUUUCCUAUGAAUUGUAUUAAUUGUCAAAUUGGUCAGGAGGCUUAAUUAAAGCCAAUAACUUAACUAUUAAAUAAUCGUUGCGAAUUGAGGCCGGCCAUACGUGCCAUACACAAGCGGCGGAAGUUACUGUAGACGCUGCCGGAUAUUUCUUUCAUCUCGUUAAGUUCUCUUUUUCUUGUGAAUUCUUUUCCGUUUUCUUCUAGAUAGUUUUUUUUUUGUUUU